This is a messenger RNA of Ostrinia furnacalis (Asian corn borer), 2487 nucleotides long. RefSeq names its product calcineurin like EF-hand protein 1 elm (gene elm). The transcript is spliced from 4 exons. The coding region runs from base 344 to 913 and encodes 189 amino acids. The record is from RefSeq and is a predicted model, not a curated record. Gene Ontology annotation, molecular function: calcium ion binding. NCBI's taxonomy places the organism in Eukaryota, Metazoa, Arthropoda, Insecta, Lepidoptera, Crambidae.
AUUGACAGAAGUCAGCCAGCCAGCAGUCAGCGUAAUAAAUCGUCCGUUUUUAUCAAACAAAACAAGCAGAAUUAAUCGAAAUAAAUUGAUAAAAACGGAUUAAUUGCAAUACCUUCGCUGUAUAAAAUUAGGUAUUUCCUUAUCUCUUAAAAAGAGGAGUUGUACACGCUAAUACUUAAAUAUUGCCAUAACCUUAUUAAAAUUUAGGUGUGUUGUAGUUGUGUGUGACUAAUUACUAUUUAUUCCGCAUAUGCGGAGAUUCUACACGCGCUUUAUCGGGCACACAGUGGUCAGAAGGCCGCGAUCUUUGUACCAAGGUUAAAGACUGCAGUGACUCUUCAAAAUGGGUAACAAAUCAUCACUGUUGUUACGUGAAGAAGAAAUAGCUCAAAUUCAGGAGGAAACUGGAUUCACACCGAACCAAAUUGAGCGAUUAUACUCCCGUUUCACAUCCCUGGACAAGAAUGACUGCGGUACGCUCUCCCGGGAUGACUUCCUGAGGAUUCCUGAGCUGGCCAUCAAUCCGUUGAGUGAGAGGAUCGUCCACUCUUUCUUUGCGGAGAGCCACGAUGACCGUGUCAAUUUCCUGCAGUUCAUGAGAGUGCUGGCUCACUUUAGGCCAAUCAGGAAGAACAGGGAAAACAAAUUGAAUAGUAGGGAGGAGAAACUGAGAUUUGCAUUCUCCAUGUAUGAUUUGGACAAUGACGGAAAGAUCUCAAGAGAUGAACUGCUAGCCAUCCUCCACAUGAUGGUUGGUGCUAAUAUUAGUGAAGAUCAACUGAUAAGCAUCGCCGAACGAACGAUCCUGGAAGCGGACACCAACAACGACCAGAUGAUCUGCUUCGACGAGUUCUGCCAUGCACUUGAGCGCACUGACGUCGAGCAGAAGAUGUCCAUCCGCUUCCUCAACUGACCUCCACAGUCAUGAACCGUGUACGUGAAGUAUGUCCUCACUAUAGUGCUCGCUCUCAUCGUCUAUGGGCUUCUCACUAAGAAAUGAGUUCGCUUCGAAGGACUAAUACUAAAACUUAGUAUGAUUUGUGUAUGCUUUAGCUAAAUAACUUUUCCCUGUACUAAUAAAUGUUGUGUAAAAUGCACCUGUGGAUAUUGUAACUGCAUUUCAAUUUGAGGUGACUUCACUGUGUAAAACAAAUUAUCUGUGUAAACGAAUUUUAUAUGUAUGAAUGUUUACAAUAUCUGCAGGUGCUAGUUUUAAAUUAUUCUAUUGGUCCCAAAACACUUGUUGGAUUUGUAUUUAUAUGUUGGGACAUGUAUUGUAUUCUAGGACAGAAGUUCUAUAACUAUUUAUUUAUUUAUUUAUAAAAUUUCUUAGAUUUUGGCCAGACAGCAAAGGCAUAGUGUUGUUUAAUGUGUACUAUUCUAAUUCUAUUAUACAAUAUUCAUUAGUUCUAGGGAUUAUAAUUUUCUCUUAUUAAAUAUUUUGAUGUUAGCUAACUUGAUGUAUAUUUUUAAGUUAAAUAUUAAAGAGAUUAAUGGGGUUUAGUUUAACUUUUGAAUUAGCUAAAAUGUUAAAUGUUGUGUACCUAAAAUUAGCAUUUAAUUAUGGUAGCAAUAGAGGAUAAGCAGAACAUGCUAUAGUUGUUUACAUCUUUAAUAGAGGAUUUUUGAUAAAGACAUUUGUGUAAGAGGAUAAGAAAACUAUAGUGAAUUAGCACUGUUUGUCCUCACUGCUUACUAUAUGAAAUAAUAUUAAAGCAUUUGUUUACUUUGUCACUCAUUAUCUAAAUCUGGUUGUAUGUUUGUACUUAGAGGGAUUUUAGUGCUGUUUUGUAUAGAUACUUGUAUAAUUGUGUACUAUUAAGGCUCUCUCUUGAUCUAACUACAUGGUCAAUGUAUGCUCGGCGACAUAUUUAAGUAAAUAAUAAUAAUUAUAACCUGUUUUACACUUAUUUAGUUUUUUUUAUGUUUUCCAACUCAUAAUGGGAGGCGAUAGGUACUUAUUCAAUACAUAUCUGUAUGUAUUGCUUACAUACGUUGUUAUUUAAAUCUGCCACCGAGUCUAGACAUAAAUUAUUCCGAAAUUAUAUUAAGUAAGCAAAUUAGUGAGUUGUUACCAAAACAUAGAUAUUGCAAAGAUAAUAAAAUGAUAAGCUGUGGUAAUUAGAUAUUGUGUAGCUGUAUUUAUUUGAUGUAAUACUUUGUAGAUUAUAUUAAACCAAUUAUAAAUAUUUUUACAAGAUAAACAAGAGUUUCAAUUGACCAAAUCCUUAAAUUUUGAUUCUAAGAUCUAUAAAUUACAGUAAUACAUUAAAAAACAAUAAUAAAAAUAUGUUUCAUUUAGGAAUAAACAAUGUUUAGAAUUAAACAAUUUAAUGCCAUUUUAAUUUACAUAAUAUUUUGUAGAAAAUAUAACAUUAUAACUUAAAUAGCGACACGACGGACCUCGACCUCAAUACGAAUGUAUGUUCGACUAUUGAUAAAAAAUAAUUCAUAAUCUAACAUUACUAAUUUGUAUCUAAACUCGCU